AUGCUAGUCAAGCAAGCAACAGCGCAGCCUCGCCUGCAAGAUGGGUAUGGACCUCGGAGCGUUGAAAAGUGCAUCAAGCUACACAAUUCCAUCGUCUCGCAUGCUAGUUCCAAGCUUCCACCCCACCAACAGCCAAAAGUAAAACGUAGCUGGUUCGCCGCCCACUCUUUGGAUCCAGGCUCGCCGGGCCUCGACAUUGAACUCGACGAGGACCUUGUAGCUUUUCUAUCCGGCAUCGACAUCGUUAUUGGAGAAGAAUAUCAGCACCUAGCUUUUACCCCGUUUCUCAUUGGUAUCUCAGCUCCCAGUGAACUGCGGCCGGACAUGUGGGAAGGUGUUGAUGAGUAUGAGGACUUCAUUCUGCUGUACAAGGGUAUAGGGCAUGACCCCGGUGGUCUUGUUUACAGUCGGAGUACACAUCAAGUCUGCUUUGUGCGCGACCCGUUUGAAGAGCCCCGUGAACGCAUGUGGGGUGAUCUUCAUGCGGUUUUGGAGCUUUACCUACGGUCGAUCGAGUCGGAGAAGUUCGUUGUUGAUGCAGAACAUCCUGGGUUUGGCAAUAGGGAUGGGCUUGUUACGCAGGGCUGGAGAAUCGCGGAGUGGACGGAAAAAGAAUUGCGGCAGGUACUUGAUAUUUGGGAGAGUUUGGUGGAUGCGGUUACUGCGCGGUUACCGGAGUCUGUUGGAGUGUCUGAUGCAAAAGAAGAUCAUGGCAAUGAGGAACCGCCACCAAAGAAGAGGAGGAAAAUGGAAGACUUUGGGUUAAUUCCUGCUGAAGUCUCGAACAAGUAUCCUGCCAUACCGCCGUUUGCGCGCGUCUUCCUGUCUCGGGCAAAAAAACCGCGGUUUACUUCCAUUGCACCGCAGUUGGAUGUACCAAAUGAAGCUUUCAUCCACCGUGUAGGCGCUGAACUGCAGGCAAGGUAUCCCGAUGCUUCUCUUGCUACUCACCAGCAUGAACUUGCUGACAGCCCACCCUUUCUACUGUUUCCAUGGCGCGCACCAGGUGUGCAAUUUUCCUCACAAGAUGAACGGGACCGGUGGCAAUCUCCGCGAAAACAAGGUAUACUAGACGAUCGUGUCGGCCUCUAUCUUGUACCUGAUGUUCUCCACGCUCACGCCAGCACUCUGCUUCUACCUUUCCAACUCGGUGAGAAACGUCAUGUAGUGAUGGGUGAUGGGUCAACGGUAGACAGGCCGGCGCAGGACGCGUUGUAUCGACAUGGUGUGUGUAAUCCUUUCAUGCCUGACCAUGGAACACCGCUUGCUGCGAUACUGGUGAAUUGGUGGGAACAGGUUGAGAAUGAUUCUUGGAGCGUCAACGUAAGUGGUGUGGAUGGUGGGGAGGAGCUAUGGAAGAAGGCAGACACAGAGGAAGACGCCGAAGAUUUUCAGACAGAUUGGUCGUGCUAG
Messenger RNA from Alternaria arborescens, 1413 nucleotides. RefSeq lists its product as hypothetical. NCBI's taxonomy places the organism in Eukaryota, Fungi, Ascomycota, Dothideomycetes, Pleosporales, Pleosporaceae. Bases 1 to 1413 code for a protein of 470 amino acids. The record is from RefSeq and is a predicted model, not a curated record. The transcript has a single exon.